Messenger RNA from Aplysia californica (California sea hare), 2123 nucleotides. RefSeq names its product serine-rich adhesin for platelets. The record is from RefSeq and is a predicted model, not a curated record. NCBI's taxonomy places the organism in Eukaryota, Metazoa, Mollusca, Gastropoda, Aplysiida, Aplysiidae.
GAAGAUUACUCUUUGCCAAGUUGCCCGUCCAUAUCUCGACGACUCACUCUAAAAACUCAACUUAACUCUUUAAGCACGGGCAGUCUUUUGUCGGAGCGACGAACGUAGCGUGGAAUAACAGAGUUCCACCCAACCAGUGCCUGCUACUCGCUGUCUGCCAGAGCCAAUUCCAGCUAUUGCCGCGUAGUGCUCACCACGACCGACAGAGUAAAAGGGGAAAAAUGGUAUUUAGUUGUUCCUCGUUCGUCGGGGGUUCGUGUGUGUUCGCACCGUGCUGUGCUGUGAUUGCAUGAAGGUGAUGGUCUGCUUUGCUAGCGCCGUACUACGCAUGGUUUGUUAGACGUGGAACUACCACUACUGCAGUGAGUUCUGCAACACCCAGGCCUAGGUAGGAAGAGACAAACGUCCAAUGGGUCCACGUCGAUAACUGUUCCCUCCGAGUGCUUUACGCCCGUCUUUGAGAAGGAAAACAAUUAAUUGCUCUAUGAUCACUUAUACUACGGAGGGUAAUGCGCCUAAGUCUGAGAAAAACGUCUAGACCCAGGUUGAUAACGUCUGCCACCGAAUGCGCCAACGUUGAUAACUUUUACCAGUUCAGUUCAACACCCGGCCUUGUCUCAGCGUCUCAUCAGUGGAGGGACGCUCGUUAAGGGACGACGCUCACGGGAACACAGACAUUAGGACAUAAUAAACAACAAUGUACGACCAGGACCUUGAUCCUAACCAGCCGUACGAUAACGUAGAAUUCCCCGUGAGGAAACCUGGCACCGGAACCUGGCCUGGCCCCGGGGGAGGAGGAGGAGUCGGAGGAGGAGGAGGAAAGGGGAUCUCCUCUACAGGGUCAGGGGUCAAACUUUACGGCCAUCAAACCAACAGAUCCCUCGGCGGUGGUCCCAAAUUGGCGCCGCUAGUAGAAGUGGAUGGUGCGGAGAACUCUUCCUCAAGCAACGGAGAAAACCAACAAAGGCAACAAAAGAGUGGCGGGGCUUUCUCCUCUUCCUCGACCACCUCCUCGACAGGUGGCUCCACUGGUGGGACCGCCUCUUCCUCUUCCUCCUCCUCCUCGUCUCAAGUCGCUGGCAAACAGAGUGGAUUUCAGAACCGAACCCAGACUGCCGGCACCACGGGUGCGUGGACAUCUGCCUCCUCCAUGUCUUCUUCCUCUUCCCCACAGAAUCAGAAAGGAGGGACGACGUCCGCCAACACUGCCAAUACGACAACAUCAUCUUCAAACACGGCGUCAUCAGCAACAACGGCAGCCACAUCAACGACGACAGCAACAACAACAGCGUCAUCAUCAACAGCUAAGCAGAACGCUAAGCCUGUGAUCCCUAUGACAAACGAUUCGUCUCUCUACAUGGCCGCUGAGGUCGGAGAUGGACAGCGAAAAAAGAAGCAGGUGGAAACUGAGGAGGAAGACUUCAAGCGUCAGGAUUUGAACCCAGCCUCACGCAAAGCUCUUGAGAAGGUGUACACACAACAUUCGGAUUUCUACCAGUUGAACACUAAAGUGUUGGACGAAGGCAGCCUUUUGAAACAAGAUGUUCUGGAUAUCUACAGGAAAACUGGAGAGACACUGACCUAUGAGCAGCUAUUGCAAGAUGAGGCCAAAGUGGGUGUCUACCCCUCCAAUGACGAGGUCCAUUGCCUCAAGAGUGAUGCGUUUGGGUGUGUCCAUGCCUCCCUGGCAGACUCGGAUGUUCUUGGACGUCUACCUUGACCCGUCGAUGUCCUUAACAGUGGCCAGAGAUUUCAUCUCACAGUUACAUGCCUUUGCUCCACACAUGCACUAACAAAUUAUUUUAUUGCGAUGGCACCAUGCAAAAUAGAAAUAAUCCAUUUAUAAAAGAAAAAGACUUGAAAAAUUAACCUUUGAAUUUUGAUUAAAAUAGAAACUCGUGUUAUGAAAAUAUAAAGUAAGGAGUAUACAAUCCAAGUAGUAUCAUUUUAGCAUUAGCAUUUCCAGUCCUAUUGUCCAAUCGGCGCCUUAGGUUGUUGUUUUUUAGAGUUGGGAAUUGGUUUGUCGUUGUUGAAUUCAAAGGUCCUCUAAUACAAAUAAACAAAGGAUGUGAGUUUGGUUACUCAACGCAACCACAGGACCAAGAUGGAUAUGAAAGGAAAAA